UUAUUGAAUUGGACGUCCCAAUAAGGAAACAUCGCCUAUUGAAUUGGACAGAGGGAGUAUUUUUUUUUCUUUGUUUUAAUUUAACUCUUUCUAUUGUAACCUGGCUAACGAUCCCUGUUAGACCUUCGUCGUCAUUAUUUUUUCUUCCGUUGGAAGCUUACUGACUGUUUGUCCAUGGGCGCUUCAGAAUCAUCUCUGACGAGCUCCAAAAUUUCGGAGGAUGGAAUUACCACAGUUUCAGAGCGCGCGGAGGGCGUAGACCCUAUUUUAGAGAGGCUUAAAUCUCUCAAAAUCACGACUCCGAUACUUGCAUCAGCCCCAGCGGAAAGUACCUUAACGGAUAUCCUUGUGCGGAAACCAUUUUCUUCUUCUACUUCUGGUACUUUGGAUCCUAAUGUGCUUCUAGAGCUUUUCACAAUUUAUCGUGAUUGGCAGGAGGAGAAGGCACAAAAGAUAAGUAAAAGACAGGAAGAGGUUGAAAAUAAAAUAGAAGUUGCAGAUGCUUUGGCUGUGAAGCUUCUCCAACGUUUCAAUUACUCAGUCUCGGCGAUCAAAACCACAUCUAAUCAUCUAUCAGAAGUCCAUUCAUUGCAAGUGGAACUUGGAGAGUUAAAAGGAAGGUUAACAGAAGUGAUUAGCAAUUGUGAUGCAUUAUGCAAGAGAAUUGCUAGCGAGGGGCCAGAAUCACUGCAAUCUUCAGUAAGGCCAUUAGCAGCAGUCACCACCGAUCAAAAGACCGUCGCUGUCUUAGCAUCUUCGCCUUCAACAACAGAGGAGAAUCAACCCCCACAGCAGGAACAGUAGCCCUUUCUUUUCAUAUUCUUUUGAGGUUCAGUUAUGUUGAGGCAAACUCUCUGAACCCGUUACGUUCCAAUUCUAUAGGUCUUAUGUAUUCAUGACUUGCUACGGUAAUGAUAAUGUUGAUGGAUUCAUGAAAAUGAACAAUAAUUUGCUGCAUAUUUCAAAGAUAGAAA
Salvia miltiorrhiza (redroot sage) is the source of this 974-nucleotide messenger RNA. RefSeq lists its product as uncharacterized. The transcript is spliced from 6 exons. Lineage: Eukaryota; Viridiplantae; Streptophyta; Magnoliopsida; Lamiales; Lamiaceae. The record is from RefSeq and is a predicted model, not a curated record. Bases 175 to 804 code for a protein of 209 amino acids.